AUGUUCCUCUCUAUGAGGAACGCCGUUCCUGAAGAAUCUCAGUCCCUCUACGACAAGACGUUGCUUGCGAGCGCAGUUCCAGUCCAAAACCAUCCAAUCCUGAGCGGAAUCCAGUACUUUGCCAAUUCUAUGGCUCUCAUUCUCAAUCUCUUCACCUUCUGCGUCAUGAUGAAGGACAAGAGCAACUGGACGGUUUUCAAUUUGAAGUUGACGCUUUCGGGUUACAAGCAGGAGUUUCAGUCGUGUUUCUACCACGUGAUGCGCUUCUUCUGCAUCACUGUCAGCGUCAAUUGCGCUUCAACUCUCUUAGUGUCUAUCUUCCAUGACGGCAGUAGUUUCUUAUGA
Molecule: messenger RNA, 345 nt
Organism: Caenorhabditis auriculariae
Lineage: Eukaryota; Metazoa; Nematoda; Chromadorea; Rhabditida; Rhabditidae
Source: the annotation of a GenBank genome assembly